GGCCAGCUAUCCCGCCAGUGCGGUUUCUCCCAGCGACCAAAGAUUUGACCACUGACUAAGCCUGACCUAACCGAACACAACUCAAGAUGGACACCGGCGUAAUCGAAGGAGGUUUAAAUGUCACACUUACCAUCCGCCUACUUAUGCAUGGGAAGGAGGUUGGAAGCAUCAUUGGGAAGAAAGGAGAGUCUGUAAAGAAGAUGCGUGAAGAGAGUGGUGCACGGAUUAACAUCUCAGAAGGGAACUGCCCAGAACGGAUUAUCACUCUUGCUGGACCCACUAAUGCCAUCUUCAAAGCUUUUGCUAUGAUUAUUGAUAAACUGGAAGAGGACAUCAGCAGCUCAAUGACUAAUAGUACAGCUUCUAGCAGGCCCCCUGUUACUUUAAGACUCGUGGUACCUGCCAGCCAAUGUGGUUCUCUUAUUGGGAAAGGAGGCUGCAAAAUCAAAGAAAUAAGAGAGAGCACAGGGGCGCAGGUCCAAGUGGCAGGAGACAUGUUACCCAACUCUACUGAAAGAGCGAUCACCAUUGCUGGGAUUCCACAGUCCAUCAUCGAGUGUGUCAAACAGAUCUGUGUGGUCAUGCUGGAGUCUCCCCCAAAGGGUGUCACCAUCCCCUAUCGACCCAAGCCAUCCAGUUCUCCUGUCAUCUUUGCAGGCGGUCAGGACAGGUACAGCAGCGGCAGUGCAAGCUACCCCCACACCGCCCCAUCAAUGUGCCUCAACUCUGACCUGGAGGGACCACCUCAAGAGGCCUAUACCAUUCAAGGACAGUAUGCCAUUCCACAGCCAGAUCUGACCAAGCUGCAUCAGUUGGCAAUGCAACAGUCACACUUUCCAAUGUCUCAUGGCAACACUGGAUUCAGUGGCGUUGAAUCCAGCUCUCCAGAUGUGAAAGGCUAUUGGGCAGGUUUGGAUGCAUCAGCUCAGACUACUUCUCAUGAACUCACCAUUCCAAAUGAUCUGAUUGGCUGUAUCAUUGGGCGUCAAGGCGCCAAGAUCAAUGAGAUUCGCCAGAUGUCUGGGGCGCAGAUCAAAAUUGCCAAUCCAGUGGAAGGAUCUACUGACAGGCAGGUUACUAUAACUGGAUCUGCAGCCAGCAUCAGCCUGGCUCAAUAUCUAAUUAAUGUCAGUUUAGAAAGCGCUAAACCCUCCUCCCAGGCAGCCUCCGUCACGAUCCCCGACCACCUCAGCAUCAACCUCUCUCAACCCUCCACCCCUUCUUCUUCUUCCUCCUCCACCACCACCCCCUCGCUUGCGACAGCGGGGGUCUCCGACGCACCCUCCAGCCUCCCCAACCCUCUUCCGACCGCCCCCUGUGUCUCCAGUCUGCUUGGCAUGAAACCCGUCCCUCUCCUGGCUCUAAAUGUUGUGUCUGCUGCUAAGGGUGCCUCCACCACCUCAGCUGUGCCAUGUGUUACUAACAAACUGAAAACGGAAAAACAGAGAUUCUCUCCCUACUGAGAGUCUGCUUGUGGCCUUAGAGGAACAGCAGAUUGUUUUUCAGCAAUGGGGAAUCCUGUAGAGGAGACUUGGAAGAGAUUUUUUUUUUUUUUUUAAACGU
Molecule: messenger RNA, 1563 nt
Organism: Protobothrops mucrosquamatus (brown spotted pit viper)
Lineage: Eukaryota; Metazoa; Chordata; Lepidosauria; Squamata; Viperidae
Gene: PCBP2
Product: poly(rC) binding protein 2
Exons: 15
Coding region: 87-1463 (458 amino acids)
Biological process (GO): positive regulation of transcription by RNA polymerase II
Cellular component (GO): nucleus; nucleoplasm; cytoplasm
Molecular function (GO): single-stranded DNA binding; mRNA binding
Source: RefSeq, a predicted model, not a curated record